Molecule: messenger RNA, 681 nt
Organism: Tuber aestivum (summer truffle)
Lineage: Eukaryota; Fungi; Ascomycota; Pezizomycetes; Pezizales; Tuberaceae
Source: the annotation of a GenBank genome assembly
AUGUUUGGGUUAACCGUAGGUCUUCCCCUCUGGCCGAUAGGGUUGGGCUCACUAUGUUAGUGAUUAUGAGGAGCUUCAGGGAAGGGCCGAGGAGAGAGAUAAACUCGUCAAAAAUCUCGAAGCUGUGGAAACGGAAUCGAUUAAAAUGGCCAGGAAGAACCAAAUGGGGGAAUUAAGUGAGAACGAUAGUUCCUCCGCGGAAAAAGCGCAGAUUACCGAUGCAGCCGUGGCGGAAGAGCAAUUGCCUGCGGACCUGGCUUAUCUUCUGGGAAUCCCCACCAGAUCCCCCAAGAUCUUCAUGAUCACACGCGUGACAAGAGACCCAAUAAAAUCUGUUCGAGGUUUACUAAGGUCGGUCCCAUCAGAUUUCUCCAUGAUGGGUUCUACAGACUCGGACACGGCGUGAUCGGGGGCCUUAGCGCUAUAACUAGGGGUGUAAGGCGGUUGAGUGGUCAGGUGGAAGAUCACAUACCCAGUGCGGCGUACGGAUAUCAAGCGGGUGGCGACGAUUCGUCGACGAACCUCCUAUUGCUGGAAAACAAGCUCCCCAGCAACUUCGGGAAACUGGUGAAGCAUGGGAACCCGAAACUGGCCAGGAUGAAACACAGAGAAAGAGGGGAUCAAAAUUUGCUCGCAAUGAAGCUGUGUCUAGGGAGAAUGGCAACGGCAGUCCUCAACUGA